AUGUCUCAACAAGUUAUUUUGGGUGAUAAACUUGCUCAAAAAUAUAUUAGAGAAUUAAAAUUUGUCAGUCCUCGUUAUAAAAGUACAGAAAUUUAUGUAAGAAGUACAGACUUUAAUAGAACAUUAACUAGUGCUAUUUCAAAUAUGGUUGGGUUUUAUAAGAAUGGAGAACCGGGAGAAGACUUUCCUGAAGAUGCUUGGCCAAAAGGCUUUACCCCCGUCGCUGUCCACUCUACUAGCAGUCAUGGUGAUCAACUCGUCACAGAUAUGGUUUCUCCUUGUCCUAGACUAUCUGAAAUGCAAAUAUUGAUGAAGAAAACACCCGAAUAUGAGAAAUUAAUGAGUGAUAAGAAGGUGGGGGUUACUGUAGAUUCUCCCUCACCUUUAUUAGUCUCUCUUUGGAAUUCAGAAUUGAAUAAAGAAUUGAACGAGAGAGAGAAAGACGGAAUUCGUUAA
Meloidogyne enterolobii is the source of this 456-nucleotide messenger RNA. Lineage: Eukaryota; Metazoa; Nematoda; Chromadorea; Rhabditida; Meloidogynidae. The record is from the annotation of a GenBank genome assembly.